Messenger RNA from Macrobrachium nipponense, 2115 nucleotides. It is a transcript of the gene Set, whose product is annotated as protein SET-like. Gene Ontology annotation, molecular function: chromatin binding; histone binding. The transcript has 6 exons. The coding region runs from base 110 to 964 and encodes 284 amino acids. Gene Ontology annotation, cellular component: nucleus; chromatin. The record is from RefSeq and is a predicted model, not a curated record. Lineage: Eukaryota; Metazoa; Arthropoda; Malacostraca; Decapoda; Palaemonidae. Gene Ontology annotation, biological process: nucleosome assembly.
UCAGCGUCCGGGAUGACUCUGGCGUCCAUUUUGGCCGGGAAGAAGCAUUUGUGUUUACAGUCUCGUUGUGACCUCGUGUGUGUGAGGUCGCGUUAGCAAUUUUCUUAAAAUGUCAGAGUGUGGAGCCUCUCCGGCUAAAUUAAGAAAGUUAGAUACGUCAGAAGAAGAAAGAAGUGACACCCGGGGCGAAUAUGACCCGGAGACCCAGAAGGCCCUAGAGGAAAUAGACUCGUGCCAAAAUGAAAUUGACCAACUCAAUGAAAAAGCGAGUGAGGAAAUACUCAAAGUCGAACAGAAAUAUAACAAACUCAGAAAACCCAACUUCGAGAAAAGGAGUCAGAUCAUCAACAGAAUUCCUAACUUCUGGGUGACUGCCUUUGUCAAUCACCCUCAAAUAUCUGCCAUCCUAGAGGAGGAAGAGGAGGAGUGCUUACACUACCUAACAAAGUUAGAUGUAGAGGAAUUUGAUGAUAUCAAAUCAGGUUACAGAAUCAAAUUCUUUUUCGAUGAAAAUCCAUAUUUUGAAAAUGAUGUCCUUAUAAAAGAGUUUCACCUCGGCUCUACAGGUGAUCCAGCGUCACAGUCUACAGAGAUAAAAUGGAAGAGUGGUCACAACCUUGUUGAACGGUUUAGGCAGAGGAUGCAACAAGGAGAGAAAAGUGGUUCUGGAAGAAAACGUUCACUUGACAUCAGAUCGUUUUUCUCUUGGUUUUCUGAUCAUGGUGACCCUUCAGCAGAUGAAAUAGCAGAGGUUAUAAAAGAUGAUAUGUGGCCCAAUCCAUUGCAAUAUUUUUUGGUUCCCGAUAUAGAGGUGGAAAAUGGUGAGGGAGACGAAGAUGAAGAUGAGAUGGAAGAUGAAGAAGUUGAUGACAGUGUAGUUGUUGUGGAAGAGGAAAUUGAGGAAGUUGAUGAAGAGGGUGUAGAGGAAGAAGAAGUACCAGAAGCAGAAGAAGCAGAUGAAUGAAGGCCAGCCAUGUUUUCACUAAAAAUUUUUAAAAAUGGCCAGAGUUUAUGUAAAUGUUAAGUACUAAUGAUAAAUCCCACUGCUGUGAACUAGCAAAUCAUGUAAUAGCAGUUCUCAUUGUAUGUAUUGAAGGAAGACUGAAGGAGCCAAUCUUGCCAGUGGUAAACAAAAUUUUUUGGCAUGACCUUAAUAAGCAUGUAUAUUUAUUUAUUUUGAAGAAUGAAAUGCCUAUUUGUCUGAUUAGUUUCAUAUGCAAUAAUUAAGUAUAUUAAGUUCACCAAAUUCUACAUAAAGUAUCCUUGAGAAGUUUGUCAUAGAUUGGUUUUUGGACUAUUUGCUUGUAGGCACGUUCAAAUACAGCUUCUGACAAGUUUCAUCAAGGAUUUAUUAAGGGUUAUAUGUAUCAGAUAUAUAUACAGUACAUAUAAUACAUGUACAUUUUUAUAUUGUACUGAUAUACACGUGUAUGCAUUUGAAACAAUAUUAAUAAGGACACAUUAUCUAUAAGGAAUGGAAUGUUACAGCUGAAUUUACCACAAGAUGGAUUUAUACAUUUUAGUGCUUUUUGGAGGUUGUCAGAUUUUGAGGAUUUUAGAUAAAACUGCAUAUUUUAGGCACAGAUAAUAUGCUUAUCAAAAAAAAGGUUGUUUAUUAUAUUGUUAAAAAGAAAAAUAUAACUAUAAUUGGAUCAAAUUAUGGUAGCAAAUUCUUUACUACUGAAUAUAUUUGUCAUCAAGUUCUUACAUAAAAUCAUCCUCAUUUUUGGGUUGCUAUCAUUCUUCAGUAGUUUGCAUAAGCUUUUACUUUCAACAUUUCCAUCUGCUCAGGAAUGUAAAAUGCUAUUGACGAGUUAUAUCUUGAGGAUAUUCUUUUACUGUAUAUUCCCUUCCUUUAGAUUACACAUACAUGUGUGUGAAUGUAUUGUGAAACAGAUUUUGUCCAGCUUUUUGAAGUAGAUAAAUUUGAAUGCUAUACUCAGUAGAUAAAUUUUAUUCUAUUGGAAAUGAAGUUUUUAAAGCUAAUCCUAAAAACUGAUAGCACUACCCUCUACCGUAACAAUAAGUUACCAUUUACAACUUUGAUACAAUGGGAACAAUUUGAAUUGGUUUGAUGUAAAAGAUCAUUCCUAGAAAUAUAGUCAUUUUGUACAA